Molecule: messenger RNA, 1209 nt
Organism: Uranotaenia lowii
Lineage: Eukaryota; Metazoa; Arthropoda; Insecta; Diptera; Culicidae
Exons: 2
Coding region: 506-1183 (225 amino acids)
Source: RefSeq, a predicted model, not a curated record
ACGUACUCGAUGCCGGAUGUUCCUCGUCGUCGCCGUCGUGUUUUGGUCGCUCCCGUCACCCGUGUCUGAAAAAAAACACCGCAACACUUUUUGUUUUAUAGUUUUUCUCCUCUCCUCGGGAUAGAUUCCUUGACGCGUUAAUAUAUCUCCUCGUAUUAAGUCUUUUCGGUUUGUUCAAUUGAGUGAAGUGAAUGAAGUGAUUGAUUAUAAAAAAAUGUUUUAACUAAUUUUUUCGUUGGUUAGACGAUAUCAAGCCAUACACACCUCCCGGAAGUGUCUCAUAGUAGUGUGAAACGGUAAAGGUAGAAAGAAUUACAUAGAAUUCGAAGUUGUUAAAGGAAAUAGUGAAGUGAAAGAGGAAGCUUCUAAAAAUUGUUGUAGCAGCUUUGGGUCAAUCGAAAAAUCAAUCCAGACAAAUCUUACGUCCGGAUGUAGUAAGGCACAACGGUUACUUCCUAAGUGAGAAGUGGGUGUGUUUUCAUCCCAAACCACAAGAUAAGAGAUCAUGUUUCUGGGCGCAGCGACCCCGUUGUCGCCUGGAAUGAAAACAAAGCAGUGUAAAAUAACAACAACAAAGAGCACCUUUGUCGACGACGAAAGUCUGCUGCGGAAGGAAGGCCCGUCGACUAGCUGUAAACGUCGGCUGCCAGCAGUUCAGCAGUAUAGUGGAUGUGAAAGUGCAGUGGUCCACUAUGGUGAAAAUUCUGCGGUAAUGAUCAACGGCGGAAAUCUCUCUGGGUGUCACCAUAUCGGUGACCCUGAAGUUUUGGAAUCAACGGCGACGCGAUGGCGUCCAGAAUCGGCCGUUGGUCGUCGCGAGAGCAGAAAAAAUCUCGAAGAUAGAGGAAGAAGAAGAGCUGGGGAUCUCUCGGGAAGUGGCAGCAAAAGAUUUAUGCUGAGCAGCGGAAUGAAACUCCCCUCGGCUUUGGAGAUUGUGCGUGUGUUAGUGUUUAUCGUAGUAUUUAUUGAUCUAUUUAAUUCGGGUGCAUCGUCAUCUAUCCUGGUCAGCGGCGACAGCAGACGUAGUAGCAGCGAUUCCGUGGAUUUACUAGCUGAGAAUGCAGCUGAGAUUUACGCAAGAGGUAAAAUAUCGUCAUGGAUCGCGAACUUAAAAAGCGCCACAGGCUGCUGCUCAUCAAGAUUGGCCACACGCCGAGUCGCCGGCACGCGUGGGUGGUCGUAAAAUUGAUCGAAAGUGUCAAAAUAGGC